CUCAGAAAUCAUAAUGAUUUCAAUUUGCACGUAGCUGCCAGUCUUAAGGGCUAACUUUGUUCUUUUUGGUUUGGGAGAUAACCUAUUACAUUUUGCAUGGCAAUAUUUAUUUUAUUUUGUUCUGCUGAAUUCUAUGGUGCACUUUCUGUGACAAGCAGCUGUGAGUAGCUAAGCAGAAAUGGCAUUAUUGACGUUGCUUUAUGUGACAUCAGUACUGGCUAUUUUUUUCCUACCAUCUCACGGGCAGGAGGGCAAUUGUUCAGGAGCUCCAGGAAUCCCAGGGACUCCAGGGGUUAAUGGGCUACCUGGAAGAGAUGGACGGGAUGGCAUGAGAGGGGAUCAGGGACCACCAGGCCCCAUGGGACCCCCCAAUGGUUUGCCAGGCGCUCCUGGAAGAGAUGGGCCUCCAGGAUCAAGAGGGCCGAAAGGUGAAAGGGGAGCGAAAGGAGACCAAGGACCCCCUGGGCCAGAAGGCCGUGCAGCGUUUCUCGAUCCAGACAUGCAGAAAACACUCAGGAGUCUGGGAGACAGGAUCCUAAGACUUGAAGGAGUUCUAGCCUUGAGGGGACUGAUAAAUAAGGUGGAGGACAAAAUAUUUACUACCAAUGGGAAGAGAGUUGUCCUUGACGAAAUAAUCCAAGCCUGUCAACUUUCAGGGGGUUCCAUUGCAAAACCCAUGAAUAAAAAGGAGAACGAUGCCAUUAUGCAAAUUGUGAAAGAACAAAAUCAAUACACCUACUUGGGAAUUAAGGAGAGUUCAGUUCCAGGAACCUUUGAAUAUUUCGAUGAAACUCCUGUGAAUUAUACCAACUGGCGUCGAUAUGAACCAAAUGGAAAAGGGUCAGAAAAUUGUGUUGAGAUGCAAACUGAUGGAAGUUGGAUUGACAAAAAAUGCAACCAGUAUCGUCUCAUUAUCUGUGAAUUUUAAAAUUUCCCAUUUUAAUGUCUAUACCAAAGGAAUUGUCAUGGUUUCUGGGAACUAUAGUCCUCUGAAUAUAAUUGUUGUAAAGUCUUCAUCAGCCUUCAGUCUUCUACAAUUCCCAAUAUUCCGAAGCAUGAGAGAUAAAUAAGUAACCAAUGUGAGGAUAGGUUUUAAUGAUGAUGUGAGGGUACAAUUAUUUCCAAUUUCUGGAUAAUUAAAAGAAAUUAAAAUAUUGAUUUACAGA
Thamnophis elegans (Western terrestrial garter snake) is the source of this 1166-nucleotide messenger RNA. Its product is annotated as pulmonary surfactant-associated protein A-like. The record is from RefSeq and is a predicted model, not a curated record. The coding region runs from base 179 to 928 and encodes 249 amino acids. Gene Ontology annotation, cellular component: rough endoplasmic reticulum; multivesicular body. The transcript has 5 exons. Lineage: Eukaryota; Metazoa; Chordata; Lepidosauria; Squamata; Natricidae.